CUUCUCGCGAGAACUCGCGUGUCAGCCGCUUCUACUCAGUACCCACUGACAAGAUGGUCGCGAUCGUAGUGGAGCAUGUUGUGGCAGAUGCUGGCGCUUUUCUCAAAAGGGCUCCUCUGCAAGAAAUUGGAAAGAACAUUUAUACCUUGAAGGAUGUUGUUGAUGAAAUUCGGGAUAAACCAACAAAAAGGAGUUUGGCUUUUUUGCCAUACAAGCUCAAUUUCAAAGAACCGUUUCCAGAGCACGUACGAUUUGUUACAGAAUUUGCUAAAAAGACAGGAGACUAUCCCAGUCUUUCAGCAACAGACAUCAAGGUCCUGGCUCUGACUUAUCAACUGGAAACAGAGAAUGUGGGAACUGAGCAUUUGAAGAAAGAACCUGAGAAAAAGGUCCAAAUAUUCAGUACACAAAGACAUCCAGAGACUCCUGUUGGCAUUGCUGGUUUCCAUUUUCCAUCAAAAUCUUCAGGCAAACAAAGUACAGCUGUCCAAAUCCCACCUACAACAAAUGAGCCACAAGACCCUGAUACUUCACAGUUCAACACCUUUCAGUUUUGGAGGAAUCCUCUGCCCAGCAUUGAGACUGACCUUCUGGAACUGCUGGCAGCAGACGCCAUCACAGUCACAGACAAACUAGAGUCUGUUGACCUGUCUGCUGACAGUCAGCUGGCUGAAUCUGAAGAUCAAGAUGGCACUAGUGGAGACCAACACGAGGAAGAAGAAGAAAGCAGCGAUGAGGAGGAGGUUGGUGGAGGUUGGAUUACUCCCAGUAACAUAAAGCAAGUCCAGAUGGAUGCUAGUAACUGGGGACCGACAGCAGAUGUCAGAGUGGGCUGCUUGACCACUGACUUUGCCAUGCAGAAUGUUCUGAUUCAGAUUGGACUGCAUGUGCUGUCUGUUAAUGGCAUGCUUAUUAAAAACACCAGGAGUUACAUUCUGCGCUGUCAUGCCUGCUUCAAGACAACAACAAACAUGAACAAAUCUUUCUGUCCACAUUGUGGGAACGACACCUUGAAGAAGGUUGCUGUCAGCAUUAACAAGGACGGCACCAUGCAGAUGCAUUUUUCCAGGAAUUCAAAAGUGCUCAAUCCAAAGGGGAAGAGAUACUCUUUGCCUUUGCCACAAGGAGGAAAACACGCCAACAACCCACACCUGGUGGACGAUCAGCGUUUCCCCCAGCAGAGAUUGUCUAAAAAGGCUCGUCAGAAGACUGAUGUGUUUGACCCAGACUACCUGGCUGGCAGCUCUCCGUUCUCCGAGCACGAUAUCUACAGCAGGUCAGCCAACUUACAGCUGCGGGACGCUCAGACUGGAGGAGGAAGACAACGAACAAAUCCUAACGCAGCACGCAAAAAAUGUGUUAAGAAGUGAUUAUGUUCUCACCCUACCUGCAGAUUCUGGACUGGAAGCCUGAAACAUUGAAUUCUUGAUUCUUGUGAUUUCUCUUAAUAAAUCGGUUUCAUCUUU
Messenger RNA from Sinocyclocheilus rhinocerous, 1466 nucleotides. Its product is annotated as RNA-binding protein NOB1-like. Gene Ontology annotation, cellular component: preribosome, small subunit precursor. The coding region runs from base 54 to 1370 and encodes 438 amino acids. Gene Ontology annotation, biological process: maturation of SSU-rRNA; ribosomal small subunit biogenesis. The transcript is spliced from 9 exons. Gene Ontology annotation, molecular function: RNA endonuclease activity. Lineage: Eukaryota; Metazoa; Chordata; Actinopteri; Cypriniformes; Cyprinidae. The record is from RefSeq and is a predicted model, not a curated record.